Molecule: messenger RNA, 2667 nt
Organism: Manduca sexta (tobacco hornworm)
Lineage: Eukaryota; Metazoa; Arthropoda; Insecta; Lepidoptera; Sphingidae
Gene: ida
Product: anaphase-promoting complex subunit 5
Exons: 14
Coding region: 326-2641 (771 amino acids)
Biological process (GO): protein K11-linked ubiquitination; anaphase-promoting complex-dependent catabolic process; positive regulation of mitotic metaphase/anaphase transition
Cellular component (GO): anaphase-promoting complex
Source: RefSeq, a predicted model, not a curated record
UUAUUUACAUUGACUUGUCUUUGGCUAAAUAUACAAGCUCAGAAGACUUGCGAAGCCAUGAAGAGAAAAAAAUAUACAUACUCUGACAUACUCUAUGUGAAACGUAUUAAAACGUAGUGAUUAUAUUCUCUUUGAAACGUAUUUUGAGAAUUCUGAGUAUUUUCCACAUCAAUUUAAAAAAGUCGUCCCGGAUUUCGCAUUCGAAGCGUUCUGAAUUUAGAAACGGGUAAAACGAAUGUAUUGGUACAUAACUAAGUCCGGAAAAUUGAAUUGAAAAAAAAAAAUAAACGGAAAAUUAUACGAAUCGUUUUGCAAAUUAUUUAUCAUGGAGUUAGGAAGCGAUAAUUUUGAUUUAUUUAAAUUAGUAAACGUAAAAGGUAAUAUCGAAAAUAUAACUCCGCACAAAAUAGCCGUUGUGGCGUUUAUUCGUGAAUAUGGGUUAUUAAAAAUAGAAGCAAAAAAAAUGGUUGAUUGCACCGUUGCUCCCAAAUACAGAAAAGACUUUUGUAUGCUGGCACUUAAACUUAUUCAGUGUCCAGAUAUGGAAUUUAAAGAACUGGAAACUCUUCUCACCAAUGGACGCUAUAAUUUGUUGAGUGUGCAUCUUCAGAAUUUUUGUGUGCGGCUGCAGAACAUAUACAUGAAUGGCAUCAGUGCACUUGUAGACUGUGUCACAUCAACUGUUGACAAACUAAUGGUUGAACAAAGUGAAACUAAUCCAUGUAUCAUAACUAGAUACAGUGUUCUCGGAUUGUAUUUGAGAAGAAUACUCUUUCAGCUAAAAUUAUUGACAUUUGUGCAAACAGUGGCACUUUUUAAAUCAUUUUGUCUGUAUUAUCAAAGAGGCAGACCAGGAUUAAUGAUGAGGUCUUUGAGUAAAGAAAAAUUAAACAACAUGGAGCCACAAAUGGUAACAACCACAUCUCCAGUUAUACCAGAAGAGUACAAACCCCUGGAAUUGUCAAUGAAAAUGAAUAUUAUUGAAAGAGACAAUAGCUUUGAUGAAGGUCACUGGUCUCGAAAACAAGCUGAAUUAUUUACAGCGCAACAAGCAAAUUUACUUCAAGUGUAUGAGAAAAAGGCUUUGCCUCCUCGUCAAUUACAAAAAGCAAUAGCACAGAUCAUGCAUGAUAUUCCGGAGUAUUCAGAUAUACAUUUCCUGAGCUUCUUAAAUUGUUUACGAGCAAAUGAGUUCUGUGGUGCUCAGGAUUCGCUUUACAACUGUUUUGAUCGAUCAGGACUCCGUGCGGGCAGUGCAUCAAGUGACAGAAACAAAAAUUUUCUUUUUGCAGCCCUUAACAGAGCCGCACUGCACGCCCAUUUUGGCCAUAAAGAGUUGUCAACGGAAGCUGCGCGCGAGGCCGUGUCGCGCGCGCAGGAGGUGUGUGAUGGAGACGCGGUGAGCGCGGCGUCGGCCUGGGCGGCGCUGGCGGGGGCACGUGGAGCGGGGGGCGCUGGCGCCGCGCCGGGGGCAGUGGACGCGAGCCGCGCAACGCCUCGGGACGCCGAUGACACCGCUCCGCGCCGCCCGCGACCUCCGCGACACGCCGCCGUCGCCGCACAGUUCUCUGCGCAGCACAAAGCUGUUAACGGAGCUCAUCCCGCUGAAGUUUUCCAGAUGUUGAUGAAAAGCGAUUUGCAUAAUUACCUUCAUUCCAUGACUGAUCUUACGAUGACUGGUCUGGCCAACACUGCAGCGCUGUGGGCGCUUUACGGGAAAACUGAGAUGGCGUCAGUCACUUCGCAAUUAUUGCUUAACCUUAAUACUAAGUGCGGCGGCGGUAACGCGGACGGCGCGGCGGGCGCGGCGGCGGUGGCGGCGUGGCGCGCGCACGGCUCGCUGGUGGCGGCGCUCGCCGCGCACUUCCCCGCGCGCGCGCUGCGCACCAUUGCCGUCGCCGCGCACGCACAACGCGCGCUGCACGCCGGUAAAUGGGAGGAGGCCGAUCAGAGUAUACGACAACUAGCUUCGUUAGACAGAUGGGGAAGUCAACUACUCAAAGCUGAAAUGUAUUUACUUAAGGGUGACGCGACUGAAGCGAUAGAUUCUCUGAACGAUGUUUUAGAUUUCUGCAAAACGCAGGAUGACAGCCUUCACUUCGUGUCUCUGAGAUUGAAAGCGAUGAUUCUCAUGUCACAAGUGCAACAUUCCUUUAGCAGCAUCCAAUCCACCAAUAUUAUGUUACUCAAUGAAGCCCUUACUAUAGCAAAGAAAUACCACUUGCAUUAUUUGGCCACAACAAUUGAAAUGCAUAUUGCAAACGUACAGUUGAACAUGGGAUGUGCGAAAAAUGCUUUGGUUUUAGUGAGAAAAGUUUUGCCAUAUAUAAUGGCACACGGUAGCACGUACGAUUUAGCUAGAGCCAUGUUGUUGUACACAAAGUGUCGCAUUGCUACGGCCCCCAUAAAUACAGAAACGAGGAUGCAAGUGCUUCAGUCAUGCUGCGACGCAUUGGAGUCCGUUAAAAGCAACUUUUCCAAAGUGGGUGCUCACGCUAGGAUUUUACAAACUUGGUACUUACAGGCUCAACUGUACCACGAUAUUGGAAACCACGCUGCGCGCAACCAAUGUGCGUGGAUGUACAGGCAGCUUGAACAAAAUCCAAUUGAACCCUCGAACAUGCUACUUGUAAUGUAUUAAAUAAUAAAAAUUAAUUAAUAAGAAAA